AUGCUGACUUCGGCGUCGACGGCCAUGAUCGUGACCAUGGCGGUCUUCAUGGUCGUCUCCGGUCUUUCGGUUGCGCUUCGGCUUCAUUUGCGGAGGCAGAGGCGAAUAUCCUUGGAGGCCGACGACUAUUUAGUUGUCGCAGCCUGGGUUUUCGCUGCAGCACUGGCCAUCACUAACAUCGUCGGCGUACCUGUUGGCGGGUUUGGAACGCCAUAUGAAGAACUUGGCGAUGAAAAGGCCGAAAAAUUCCUAAAAAUCUUCUUCAUACUUCAAUUCUGGUACAUCAUCUCCGUCGCCCUGGUCAAAUUCUCCAUUCUCUUCCUCUACGGCCGCGUGUUUGGAAUCGGCCGAUUCCCGAGUUCAGUCUUGGUCCUACUCGGGAUCACAGCUGCGUGGCUUAUAUCGUUUCUCUUUGCAACCUUUUUCCAGAUCUGGCCGCUGCGCUGUAAUUGGGUGGCGUGUGAUCCGACCACCAACUAUGCCGUCAUGUAUGUGCUAUCGAGCGUGACGGACAUUGUCAUUGAUAUUAGUAUCCUGGCUCUGCCAGUCUUCUUCAUCCGGAAGCUUCGCUUCAGCACAAACCAGAAAAUCGGGGUAUGCGGGAUCUUUGGGCUUGGGAUUUUCUGUGUGGUCUCGUCUGUAGCGCGUCUUGCGUAUACUGUGAUAUUCCAAAUCUCCAACAUCGAAGGAAACUACGCCGUCAAUUUCAAUACCGCCGUCGUAAACAUCAUCAUGUGGUCCGGAAUCGAAGUGUGUGCCUCGGUCCUCUGCGCAAACCUGCCCUGCUACGGCCCAUUGAUUAGCCGCGCUCGCAAUGCCUCGCCCAUCAGCCAGACAAUCACUUCGUUCUUCUCUAUCAGACCUAGCAGACGUCUAAGAAGCGAUCGCCUCAGAAGCGAUUCUCUGAAGCGGACUUCGGUGCAGAGUCCGUCUGCUUCGCGAGAAAAUAUCCUGGGAUUGAAGUCUGCUACGGAGAACAUUAUUGAAAGUCGAAAUCUUGGAGAUACGCCGAGUGAUGGGUUGAAUAUGGAAUUGGGCGGGAUACGAGUUGAUAAUUCUUUUAAUGUAGACUAG
Talaromyces proteolyticus is the source of this 1074-nucleotide messenger RNA. RefSeq lists its product as uncharacterized. NCBI's taxonomy places the organism in Eukaryota, Fungi, Ascomycota, Eurotiomycetes, Eurotiales, Trichocomaceae. The record is from RefSeq and is a predicted model, not a curated record. Bases 1 to 1074 code for a protein of 357 amino acids. The transcript is spliced from 5 exons.